CAAUGGCGGAAGGGAAAAGUACUAGAAUUAAAAGUUAUUUUGACGAAAUUCUCGCCAUGUGACGUUUAUUUUUCGACGCACUGGGAUGGCUACAAGACUUGAAAGACUUUUUCUCCUUCUCGACACUGGCUCCACUGCUGUAACACGGAAAGCUGCAGCUCAACAGCUUGGUGAAGUGCAGAAAUUACAUCCUCACGAGCUACAGAAUCUUCUCAACAGAGUUCAUGUAUAUCUGAAGAGUAGCAGUUGGGAGACAAGGAUUGCAGCAGGUCAGGCCAUCGAGGCUAUUGCACAGAAUGUGCCUCAAUGGAACCCGGCAGCUGUGCAAAACGUCAAAGUUGAGCCAUUAGAAAGCAACAGGUCAGAGACUAUCAAGGAGGCAGUUACAAAUGAGCUGCUAGAGUUUUCCAAGUUUGAUAUCAACCGUGUUUUAAAACAUGGAGAGCGUUUGGUUGGCUCAUCAGGGGCUGAAUACGACCUUCCUGAGGAAGAUCUUGAGGGCCUUGAACCAAAAGAGAGGCUAAACAGGCAGCAGAAACUUCUCAGAAAGCGCCUUGGCUUGGAUAUUGCUCCUGGAAUUGAUGUUGGAAUGGAUAAAUUAUUUGAUGAUGAAGAUCUCUUGGUGAACACCCAUGUAACUAAAGGGAAAGCUUUGACUAAACAAAAAUCCUUUGAGAAUGCUGCUGAUGUAGUAGCGGCAGAGAUAGCUGCUAUAAGUUCAUCAGCAGAGUUGAGCUCACGAGAGAAAAACAGAGCCAAACGAAAAGCAAAAAUGCUUGCUAAGCAGAGAUCAAAGGAAGCAUCCAAGGAGGGAGAGUCAUUUAAUGACAGCAUUAGUAUAGAUAAUGACCAGGAAGCUGAAAAUGUCCCAGUUUCUAAAAAACGGAAGACAGCCAGCGUCAUUGUUGAUCAGCCAGCAGAGUCGGAUAAGAUGGUUGUGGAUCAGGUUACUGAUGUCUCGGCAACAUUUGAAGAGUCUACUGAGUGGCCAUUUGAAAACUUUUGCCAAGAACUAUGCCAAGAUUUGUUCCAUCAAACAUGGGAGGUGCGCCAUGGGGCGGCUACAGGCUUGCGAGAAAUAAUAAAGGUUCAUGGUCAAAGUGCUGGAAAGACUUUAGAUUCAUCUGUUGAUGAUCUCCAGAUUCAAAAUAGGAAGUGGCUGGAAAACAUGUCUCUUCUCCUUCUUUGUGUCAUGGCACUUGAUCGCUUUGGAGAUUUUGUUAGUGAUGAGGUUGUUGCCCCAGUUCGUGAAACUUGUGCACAGACGAUAGGAGUGAUUUUAAAGCAUGCUGAUGCUGACAGUGUGAAGAGGGUAAUGAUGGUACUGUUGACAUUGCAAGCUCAGGAGGAAUGGGAGGUGCGUCAUGGAGGGCUUUUAGGACUCAAGUAUCUGAUGGCUGUUAGGCAGGAUCUGACAAGGGAUUUGUUACCACUAGUGUUGGAUCCUAUUGUAACAGCUCUGAAAGAUGACGAUGACGAUGUGCGGGCAGUAGCUGCAUCAGCUCUACUUCCAGUUGCAGAGUCAUUGGUCAAAUUUGCCCCUAAUUAUGUGCAGGAAGUUCAUGUGACCCUGUGGGACACACUUGUUGAACUUGAUGACUUGACAGCUUCAACUAAUAGCAUUAUGAUGCUACUAGCCAGAAUUUUGUCCUGUCCAUCUGUGGCUUUGCAAGGAACAGAGGGUGACAAUGCUCCCCUCACUGAGCUAGUGCCGCGGUUGUGGCCCUUUUUUCGUCACAAUAUAAAAUCUGUUAGAUUAGCAGCACUAGAAACUCUUCAGACUCUUCUUGUUGGAAGGCUCAAACAUGAGUCUAACGGAGAGAAGUUAUUAGAAUGCGUGUGGUUAACACCAAUUCUACAAGACUCACUGAGGCACAUUUACCAAAGAUUUAUUCUGGAAACUGAUGUUGAUGUCUUGGAGAUGGUGUAUAAGGUGUGGAGUGUAAUGCUUGACAGAUCAGCUAAGAGUUUCCUUGGAGGAGUUACAAUUCCAUUCCUUAACAGUUGGCUUGGAAUGAUGAUGAUGCCAGCCUGCACUCCUAUUGAUCAUACUGCUCUUGUGCAAGCUCUGCAUAGAACUCAGAACAAGGGAGACCGUCAUGUGGACAGGGCUCACAUGAUAAGAGGCCGACCGCUUCAGGCUCAAACUGAACCUCAAUCUGAAAUGAUAGCAGGAGUGACACUGGCCACUAACUUAGCAGAGCGAGACCUUGCAGUUUUACACGCACGACUGGCAGCAUCAAGAGCUAUUGGUCUUUUAGCAUCUCAUUAUAUUGGGUGUCCAGCUGGUGAUAAUGUAGAACUUCAUCCUCUUGGUUUUCUGAUGCAAACUUUGCAGUUUCCUCUCACAUCAAACUCAGGGAUUCAGAGGAUGUGUGCUUCAUUAACAUUGGCUGAUUGGGCUGAUUCUCAAGUGGAAUGCAAGUGUCCCGAGGAAAAUAUUGCACAGUUGAACAACAUUUUAUCUGAACAAAUUGUGUAUAAUGAGAUAGCUGUGCUCAACACAAGACUGCAAACAGAUUGUCAGGGCUUGUUAAAUGCAUUGCGAGAGAGAGGAAUUGAUGCCUCAGCUGGUAUCCAGCCAGGCUGCUAUACUGUUGACAAUGCUGUCAAGCUAGCCUCCGAUAUCUUCAUGGAAAUUUCCAAAAAACUUUCACCACAGGUUCUCAAGGGUGCAGAGAUAAAGAGAAGGCAUUUAAUGGCAACCAUUGGACAAUUGCAAUCAGAAUACCAAAAGCUACACAUAAGAGUGCAGGCAAGUGUUGCAAGCACACUGAUCUUCUUGAAUAAACUUCCUGCUAAACUGAACCCUAUUAUAAGGCCCAUCAUGGACUCUAUCAAAAAGGAAGAGCAAACCAUCAUGCAGACUCGAUCAGCCAAGGCAUUAGCCAAACUGUUGGAACUAUGUAUGACAAGAGAACCAUGUCCAAAUGCCAAGAUCAUUAAAAAUCUCUGCAGUUUUGCUUGUAGUGAUCCUUGUGUCACCCCAGCAGUAAAUAUCAGUUUAACAGUAGCUUCUGAUGAACCUCCUUUGUCGCCAAUACCUGAAGGACAUUCAGAAUCAAACUGUAACUCAGCCUCUUUUGGAGGAACAAACACGGCUAUGGAACGAGGGAAUAGUGUACAUUGUGAUCAGUACAAUGGUAUUCUGUCUCUUGUUCAGCAGCAGAAGAGUGCAAGUGCUUCAGCCUCUAAAAAAUCCAGUGGCAAUGCAGGUCGUAACAAGCCUCAACCACCUGCUGUGGAUGGGGUGUCUGUGGCCUCUCUUGAUGAUAACAGCAUGGAUGAUCCUGAGAUGGCUAAAGUUGUGAGUAUUCAAAGGAGAGGUGCAGAAUUUUCUCUGGUUAAAUUAGCACAUCAUUUUGGAAGUGUGCUACCCUCAAAGUUACCCAAAUUGUGGGAAGCAGUUGUGGGGCCUUUACAGCAGAUAGCAAAUGGAAAUUCAUUUGAUCCAGACAAACUUAUUGGUCUUGAUAAUGAAGCCCAAACUCUGGUAAACUGCUUACAAGUUCUUGAAGUCUUGACACCAGCUAUGCAUGUGGAACUCUUAUCUAAGAUUUUAGAUUUGCUCCCCAAUAUAGUGUUGUGCCUUCAGCACCCUUACAGCGCAGUGCGACACUUGGCAGCCAGGUGCCUGGGUGUCCUGUGCACUGUGUCCAUUGAAGAUACCAUGAGGACAGUGGUAAAGGAUGUUUUACCACUGAUGGGCACUGCUGAUGUCAUCAGGAACCGACAAGGGGCUAUAGAAGCUAUAUCUUGUGUUAUUGAUCGGCUCGGAAUGGAUGUGGUACCGUACGUUGUUCUCCUGGUGGUGCCUGUGCUUGGGCGGAUGAGUGAUCAGUGCGAGGAUGUACGACUUAUGGCCACAUACUGUUUUGCCACACUCAUUAGGCUUAUGCCUCUCGAGUCUGGUAUUCCUGACCCGCCCAGCAUGUCCAAAGAUAUGGUGGAGCAAAAACAGAAAGAACGAAAAUUCCUUGAACAACUUUUGGACGGUAAAAAGGUGGAAAAUUACACCAUUCCGGUUCCUAUCAAAGCUGAGCUGAGAAAGUAUCAACAGGAUGGUGUCAACUGGCUGGCAUUUCUCAACCGGUACAAGCUGCAUGGUAUUCUAUGCGAUGACAUGGGACUCGGUAAAACUCUUCAGUCUAUUUGUAUCAUAGCAGGUGAUCACAAUGCAAAAGCUGCAGUAUACAAGGAGACUGGUAAUAGUGAUUGCAAACCUUUGCCUUCUCUCGUGAUUUGCCCACCAACAUUAACAGGACAUUGGGUGUACGAGGUGGAGAAGUUUGUGAACAAAGAUUUCCUUAAACCAUUGCACUAUACAGGCCCACCGUCUGAGAGACAAAGACUUCGUAACAAGGUAAAAAACCACAGUUUAGUCGUAGCGUCGUACGAUAUUGUAAGAAACGACGGCGACUUUUUCAGAUCAGUGCACUGGAACUACUGUGUCCUUGACGAGGGCCAUAUUAUUAAGAAUGGCAAAACAAAGCUUGCGAAAGUCAUUAAGCAGCUAAGAGCCAGCCAUCGACUUAUACUCUCGGGAACACCAAUUCAGAAUAAUGUCUUGGAACUGUGGUCUUUGUUUGAUUUCUUAAUGCCUGGUUUUCUCGGAACUGAAAAGCAGUUUCAGUCUCGGUUUGGUAAACCAAUUCUGCAGAGCAGAGACGCAAAGUCGUCCUCUAAGGAACAAGAGGCUGGGGCUUUGGCCAUGGAGGCCCUUCAUCGUCAAGUUCUACCAUUCCUAUUGAGACGCCUGAAGGAGGAUGUAUUACAAGAUCUUCCACCUAAGAUCAUUCAAGAUUACUACUGUGAACUGAGUCCGCUACAGGCUCAGUUAUACGAAGACUUUGCCAAGUCUCAGGUCAAGAGAGGUUUGGAAGAAACAGUUUCUCACAUCGACGAAGAAAACAAAAGUGAGAAAGCAAGCAAAGAUAAUCCUCACGUUUUCCAGGCUCUUCAGUACCUACGCAAGCUGUGCAACCACCCGCUUUUGGUGCUCACAACCAAUCAUCCAGAAUACACCAAAGUUAUGGACCAAUUACAUCAACAACAUAUUUCCAUCCGGGACAUUCAGCAUGCCGCCAAACUCGUUGCUCUCAAGCAGCUGCUGAUGGAUUGUGGGAUAGGAGUAGGCUCCUCAUCCCCAGGCUCCAGUGAUCUGUCUUCAGACCCUGUUGUGUCCCAACACCGGGUGCUGUUGUUUUGUCAGUUAAAGAGCAUGUUGGACAUCGUUGAAAACGACCUCCUCAAGAAACAUAUGCCUACAGUGACAUACCUCAGACUUGAUGGAAGUACGCCUGCAGGCUCACGUCACUCGCUGGUACAAAGAUUUAACAACGAUCCAUCAAUCGACAUUUUAUUGUUAACGACACAUGUUGGAGGACUGGGGUUGAACCUGACUGGUGCCGAUACGGUCAUAUUUGUGGAGCACGACUGGAAUCCAAUGAAGGAUCUACAAGCUAUGGACCGAGCUCAUCGUAUUGGACAGAAGAAGGUUGUAAACGUUUACAGAUUGAUCACACGGGGAACACUAGAGGAAAAGAUUAUGGGACUCCAGAAGUUUAAAUUAAACAUUGCCAACACAGUGAUCUCGCAAGACAACUCAAGCCUAUUGACCAUGGAUACUGGACAACUCCUGGAUCUCUUUUCAGUCGACCAGGACAAGAAAAAAGUAAAUGCAGGCGCACAACAGUCAAAUGCAACUGGGAAGACCUCGCUCAAAACUAUGAUUGAAAAUCUGGGUGAGCUAUGGGACGAGGAACAGUAUGAAACGGAAUACAAUUUAGACAACUUUAUUGGUUCGCUGAAAUGAAAAAUAGUUUGCGUCAGUUUUAACUACCUGGCCCUAGGUAUGUGUUGGUAGAGGCCAAAAUGUUCUGAUCAUUGAAGUCUGCUUUGGAGAAGCUGUAAAGAUCCAGAAAGGAGAAACGAAGUGAAUCGUAGGAUUUAGCACCCUUUGCGGCCGUUGACCCGCAUUUUGCGAAAGGAAGUUGGAAAUUAUAACGUUACUAAGGGAGUUCCUUCAACAGUUUAUGAAGUGACAAAAACAAAUAGGCAACCAGACAACCCAAAAAAACAAUUACUACAAAGUCAAAUUAAAAUGCUUCGGAAAAUUAAGUAUCCUGUACAAGGACAAGAAAAUAUUCGGAGUGAUUUGAACGCAGCCAGCAUAUUUCCGUGCAUUUGGUCAUCUGACUAGGAAAGACACGCCGUCCGUUGAUUUGUGAUUCAGAUCAAAAUUCUCGCUUACGAAACAGAACAUUUUUGGUGAUGCCAAUUAGACAGUGGUGGAAUAAAGUUUUGCACUGUGUUAUAGUUGUUAUUUUA
Messenger RNA from Stylophora pistillata, 6330 nucleotides. RefSeq names its product TATA-binding protein-associated factor 172. NCBI's taxonomy places the organism in Eukaryota, Metazoa, Cnidaria, Anthozoa, Scleractinia, Pocilloporidae. Gene Ontology annotation, molecular function: ATP binding; ATP hydrolysis activity; TBP-class protein binding. The record is from RefSeq and is a predicted model, not a curated record.